CCGGGGCUCGGUUGUGGGCGUCCUGCUUCGGAGGCGGCGGCGGUCCUCCAGACCCGGAGCGUUCCUUUACUUUUGGUUUGGUUGACGUUUCACAGUAGAAGCUGCCUCAGGAUGGCUUCGUCACAUUUUGCCGGUCAACAAAGAAAGGAUUUAAGUAUUGACAUGAUUAGAACUAAAAUUGCUCAUGGGAAAUCUUUAUCUCAGAAAGCAAACAGACAUAAGGAAUAUGAACAAAAAAGACACUUUGGUUUGAAAGAUGUCAACAUUCCAACUUUGGAAGGUAGAAAUCUCGAAUUAGAUGAGAUGUCUGAAGAGUUAAUUCCGGAAAAGAUCAGUGUCAAGCCAAGGUCACUGAAAUCUCUUCUAAGUGAUCAACGAAGACAAAUGCUCCAGAAAUACAAGGAAGAAAAACAACUUAAAAAAUUGAAAGAAGACAGAGAGAAAGCUGAACGAGGAGUAUUUAAAGUGGGUCUUUAUAGACCUGAUAAGCCUUAUUUUCUUUUAUCCAUACCACAGUACCAGUCAAAAAAGGUUGGUCAUGGGAGUGAUGUUCGAGCAGCCCAAUCUGGGCAAAGACAAACUUCCGAAAAGAAAGUGGACGGUGAGAGAAAAGCCGGGCAGGCCGCAGCGCCCGCGUCCGCGCGAGUGACGAGGUCAACGACCGCAGCGGCAAAGCGCCCCGGAGCAGCCUCGCCCUCCUGCGCCGGCGCCGCGGCGGCAGCCACGCGCGAUAGCGGGACAGAAAGAAAGGCAGCAAAUCAAGGAAGACCUGCCAAAAAGAUAGAAAAAAAACCUGGAAAGGUCGUUUCUUUUAAAGCUGAUAGUGAAGAAAAUACUUUGGAGUCACAAACCAGUGAGACAAGUGGAAUGGAUAAAAAUGGAGUCUUAUCGAAAAAGGAAAAGUUACCCAAGACAAAUACUGCAAAAAUGAAAGGAAGGCAGUCGUUCGCCCCUGAAGAUUUUGUGUUUCACCCACCAGAUGGUCUGAAGACCUAUCGAUUAACGCCUGUGACUCCCAGAAGUACGAAUUCUUUGACACCCAGAUACACCUGGAGUCCUUUAAAAACAGAAAUUGAUAAGACUCAAGAAGCAACAAAAGAAGUUUUGGCACGGAAAUGUGAAACUUCCUCUGCCCGGACAGUACAUCAAGAUUCAAGUAAAUUACAGUGUCCUUUGGGUUCUCUAACAGCUGGGGAUACAGAGUAUAUCUUAAAUAGAAAUGAAACUACUACUAAAAAUGUAGAUGGCCUUCCAAUAAAAGAAGUCCCAUCACUUGAAGUAAAUGAAGAUCAGAAAUCCCAGUCACAACAUAACGUGCUGUAUUUCAGAAAUAUUCUUCGGUCAGAAACCGAAGAAUUAACCUCUCACUGCCUUGAGUGGGAAAGGAAGCUUGAAUUGGACAUUCCAGAUGAAGCCAAAGGUCUUAUUCGCAUCGCUGUUGGUCAAACAAGACUCCUUAUGAAAGAAAGGUUCAAACAGUUUGAAGGACUGGUGGACGAUUGUGAAUAUAAACGAAGUGAAAAGGAUACCACCUGCGCCGAUCUAGAUGGCUUUUGGGAUAUGGUUCGCUUUCAGAUACAGGAUAUACACCAAAAAUUCAACAAUUUGACCAAACUUGAGGUGUGUGGAUGGGAGAACGAUAAUAAUACAAGCAAAAAAGUCUUUCAGAAACAAGUUGUGUCGGGUCUAGCAAGUAAACCGAAACAGGACGAUGGCGGGAGAAUGGCAGCUAGAAAUCGCCUCGCUGCUGCAAAAAAGGCGAUGAGAGAGAGGGGUCAGCGGAAAGAGCAGGCUGAGGCAGCAGCCUCUGCAGCGCCCAAGGAAGUUGAUCAAAUAGUAUUUGACGGUGGAUUUUUCAGAAUUGAAAGUCCUGUUAAGUCAUUCUCAGCAGUAUUUGAUAAUAAAAAUCUCACUACUGAACGCCAUCUUCUUGAUUCACCACGCCUGAAGUGCAGUAAUCCAUCCACUCAGGUGGAGAGGAGGCAGCAGGAACGUGCCAGACACAUUUCCUUUGCUGGGGACUUGAUUGCCUUUUCACCUUGAAGGCCUCUCAAUAGCAGGCAGCCAGAAGAAUUGUGAAUUAAAGAAAAAAAGCCAAACAUUUUCUUCAUAUUACCCAUGCUGUGGUGUAUUCAUAGGAUACUGAAAAGUUGAAGAAUAUGGAUUUGUGUUCGCUUAUAUUUAAUUCACUAUAUAAGCAUCAUGUAAUGUCUUAAUAUUCAGUGUUCACUAAAGUGUGUUUUAGAUAUGAUACUGUUUUUCAGGGGAAGUGGGGAUAUUUUGUACUUUAUGCAGAAUAAAAAAUGCACUGUG
Messenger RNA from Diceros bicornis minor, 2313 nucleotides. It is a transcript of the gene DLGAP5, whose product is annotated as DLG associated protein 5. The coding region runs from base 112 to 2043 and encodes 643 amino acids. Gene Ontology annotation, biological process: kinetochore assembly; mitotic spindle organization; centrosome localization. NCBI's taxonomy places the organism in Eukaryota, Metazoa, Chordata, Mammalia, Perissodactyla, Rhinocerotidae. The transcript has 15 exons. The record is from RefSeq and is a predicted model, not a curated record. Gene Ontology annotation, cellular component: cytoplasm; spindle pole centrosome; nucleus. Gene Ontology annotation, molecular function: microtubule binding.